Molecule: messenger RNA, 778 nt
Organism: Eurypyga helias (sunbittern)
Lineage: Eukaryota; Metazoa; Chordata; Aves; Eurypygiformes; Eurypygidae
Product: myosin heavy chain, skeletal muscle, adult-like
Exons: 6
Biological process (GO): vesicle transport along actin filament; actin filament organization
Cellular component (GO): actin cytoskeleton; vesicle; myosin complex
Molecular function (GO): actin filament binding; microfilament motor activity; ATP binding
Source: RefSeq, a predicted model, not a curated record
GCAGCCAUGUCAUCAGACUCUGAGAUGGCCAUCUUUGGGGAGGCAGCUCCUUACCUCCGAAAGUCAGAAAAGGAGAGAAUCGAGGCCCAGAACAAGCCUUUUGAUGCCAAGACAUCCGUCUUUGUGGUGCAUCCUAAGGAAUCCUUUGUGAAAGGGACAAUCCAAAGCAAGGAAUCAGGAAAGGUCACUGUCAAGACUGAAGGUGGAGAGACUCUGACAGUGAAGGAAGAUCAAAUCUUCUCCAUGAACCCUCCUAAGUAUGAUAAAAUCGAGGAUAUGGCCAUGAUGACCCACCUCCAUGAACCCGCUGUGCUGUACAACCUCAAAGAGCGUUAUGCAGCCUGGAUGAUCUACACCUACUCGGGUCUCUUCUGCGUCACUGUCAACCCCUACAAGUGGCUGCCGGUGUACAACCCCGAGGUGGUGUUGGCCUACCGAGGCAAGAAGCGCCAGGAGGCCCCUCCACACAUCUUCUCCAUCUCUGACAAUGCCUAUCAGUUCAUGCUGACUGAUCGGGAGAACCAGUCUAUCCUGAUCACUGGAGAAUCUGGUGCAGGGAAGACUGUGAACACAAAGCGUGUCAUCCAGUACUUUGCAACAAUUGCAGCAAGUGGAGAUAAGAAGAAGGAAGAACAAUCUGGAAAAAUGCAGGGAACGCUUGAGGAUCAAAUCAUCAGCGCCAACCCACUGCUGGAGGCCUUUGGAAACGCCAAGACAGUGAGGAACGACAACUCCUCACGCUUUGUAAGUUUUUCAUCAGUGAAGCUGACAUUAAAUG